Cornus florida is the source of this 402-nucleotide messenger RNA. RefSeq names its product cystathionine gamma-synthase 1, chloroplastic-like. The record is from RefSeq and is a predicted model, not a curated record. Bases 1 to 402 code for a protein of 133 amino acids. The transcript has 2 exons. NCBI's taxonomy places the organism in Eukaryota, Viridiplantae, Streptophyta, Magnoliopsida, Cornales, Cornaceae.
AUGGCAACAGUUGAUAUUAAUGGUGGUGGUGGUUCGCAGAUGGGGGUGAUUGAGGUUUCCUUCGAAUUUUGUAGGCAGCUGAACAUCAAGGCUUGGAAGAACUGCAGCAACAUAGGCAUGACUCAGGUCGUGGCCGAUUCGUGGUCGAACAAUCAGGCGGCUGAUGGUGUGACGGCAGCGACUAAACGAAUAGGAACAACCUCCUCUCCGAUUGCUUCUCCGCCUGCUCCCUCAACCUCAGAUGCUCCUGUUUCGUCUCCCUCCGGUACCGCCGUGCCUCCGUCAUUCUCUUUAGCUUCGAGAGAAUCUCCGUCAUCGAUUCCCAAUGGCGCCGCUUUGAAUAGAGUGACGGUCGGUGGACCUGUGGCUGGUCUCUUCUUCGUGUCGGCGUUUUUGCUUUAA